CGAGUCGUCUUGCAGAGAAACAAUUCGACAUUUCUCUGAGGUGCCUAACAAUCGGAGAAAGAAAGAAAAAUGGGCAGCCUAUCAAUUGGUCCGUUAAUUCAGUUGGGAUACAGCAGUUGCCGUCUCCCUUCCAAUCGGACCAGAAAGCCCAUCGCAAUCCGCGCGGACGGCUCUCCGACGAGCAAAGAUCAGCAGGACCAGCUCAACGUAUCCGUUCUCCGCUUCACAUUCGGAAUUCCUGGGCUGGACGAGACCUACUUGCCGAGAUGGAUAGGCUACGGAUUCGGUUCACUUCUUCUAUUGAACCACUUCGCCGGCUCCGAUUCCUCUACUACCUCGGCGCAGCUGAGGACGGAGGGUUUGGGGCUUUCCUUGGCAGCUUUCUCCGUCGCGCUGCCUUACUUCGGCAGAUUUCUUAAGGGUGCCACUCGGGUGGACCAGGUUGCUCUUCCUGAAGGUACUCAGCAGAUUUUUGUCAUGUCGCCUACCAUUUCUGACUCUGAGAAGGAGGAAUUUGCUUGGGGGAGUUAUGUUUUACUGCGCAAUACUAAUACGGUAGCUGUGUUGAUAUCAAUCCAAGGAGAAUUAUGUGUUCGUGGGUACUGGAAUGUGCCAUAUGACAACGGCACUGCAAAAGCUCCUAUCCUUGAUUGGUUCCAGAGACAGAUUGAGAAUAUUGGUUUGGGGGACUUGAAAGACGUCCUAUAUUUUCCCCAGGUGCCAGGAUCUGAACUCUGGGAGAUGCUGCCCAAUGGAACUCGGUCACUGCUGGUGGUGCCGGUGCUUCAAUCGAGAGAUGGAAGCGGCAUUGAGAUGAUAAAGAACAGAGGAUUUGUUAUAUUGGCUUCAAACAUGGAGUAUGCCUAUACUGAGAAAGACAGAGCUUGGAUAAGAGCAAUUGCGAACAAAUUUAGAGUUCAGCUUACCGUCUGCCCCAGAUUGGAGAGGUUUUUUGGGCAAUUUGGACCGCAUCUGCUGAUGGGAGGUCCUGCACGUGAGAGACAAAUUUACAUUAUUCACUCUUCUCGUACGAGUGGAAGGAAGCUGAAAUAGCUGCUCGUUGGAGGACAAUCGAUCGGAUUGAUAGAGGUGGUGCUACCAGACACCCCUAAUGCUAACAACGCCUUACUGUGUCUACUUUAAUCCGGGGCACAUACACCACACUUCUCAUCCCAAAUGCUCGUCGCCUGUGCAGAGAAGUUGAUGGGAAAGAGUGCAAAAAAUAUCCUGCUUGACAUUAUCGUAAACCGUAUAAGGAUCAGUGAAGUCGACGACUACUCCCGUCUCUUUGGACUGCCAUAAUUUGCAGAAAGCUUCUCAUUAUCAGUUCCUCACUAGCAUUCCACUCAUGGUUAUGAACGAGUGGACAGGCAAGGCAAUCAUUUAUCAACGGUAUUUCGCAUAGCUAACCUCCAGAAACAAAAGCAGAGUGAAAAUUCUUUCCUCUAAUUCGACUUGCCAUUGCCGAAGAAGAGUAAAAAGACAGUGAGGAAAAACCUUUCAAAUAUCUUCUCCGACAAAAUGGUGUCAACAGCACCAGCAACUUCCAUUCCUCUGGCUUUGGCUGAAUGGAGCAGGAGACAGAAGAAGAAGACCUGGCUUUGACAUUCUUGGAAACUCCAUGAAACGUGAACUGAAAAUGGCAGCUCAAGGAUUCCAUAGCUUCUAUUCGCCCUCCUUAACCUGAAAAUAGGGGGCCUUGUUGGGAGUGAAAUUAGAGGGACAGUGACUCAUGGAUGCCGGCAUGUGCAUAUGGGAGACAUGGGCGGCAAGUACCAGUUGGAUUCUGUUUUUUUUCUUUUUCCGCUUCUUUUUUGCGCCCUACUAUUUCAUGAGUGUCAUUUUCUGGUGUCAAAUUCCUUGCUGUGCUGGCUGGAGUAAACAUGGAAGAAGAGAGAGGCACGUGAUUCCAUCCAGGCUUCAGCCCUUCGUCGUCUCAUCACUGUUCAUUCCCUUCAGUGCCCGGAAAAACGCCAUCAAAAUUCAAGGCUCCAUCGCUCUCCUGGGUCAUGCUAAUAAUUGAGAGCCCCUCAUCUGCUGACGAUGCAAAGAAAGAGAAUGAAUUGGCUGGGCACUGGGCAGGCUUCUCUUAUCGAGCCAUGGUGGGCUCUUCCGCCGGCUGGAAUUGAUGGAGACGGCAUUACAAGGCUCAAAGACCUUCUGAACCAUCAUAGCAAGCAAGAUCGGUUGCAUAGUUGACUUCAUGGUAGUAAAUGGCUGGUUUGGACUUCCCAUCUACAAUCGACGAGCUGUUUGAACCUCCGAGUUAGGUAAUAUUGAUUUCUAUCACCAUCGUAUCCCGACCAUGAUGUAUCGGAUUUAGAAAAAAAAUAUUUUUCAUACUCUUCAUUGUUAUUAGAUUGAUAAUUUCAUGUUUAUUAGGAGAGAGAACAUAGAAUUGCUGUUUUUGUUCAUUGUUUAAGAAUAAGACAGUGUGUUUAGUUAAUUUUUUAUCCACAAUUGACAGGUGAACUAUAUAGCUAGGGAACUCUAAAGGAGGAAAUAUUUUUGACUUUCGAGAUAGAGAGAGGUGGUGAUGGUGUUACUAAUGUAGAAUUUUAGACACAGCAAUAAACUAGAGUGCAUGUACGUAUAUAUAUAUUGCUAGAGUUACAGUACACGUCAAAUCGUCAAUCCUA
This is a messenger RNA of Linum tenue, 2639 nucleotides long. Lineage: Eukaryota; Viridiplantae; Streptophyta; Magnoliopsida; Malpighiales; Linaceae. The record is from the annotation of a GenBank genome assembly.